AGCCCCCAGGUGGGCCCAGGUGGUGGGCGUAGGGUGUGGCUCUGGGGUCAGUGCUCCCGGGGAGGGGAGGCAAGGGGCUGGUGUGUGUCCCCUUUUGCUGGGACCUGGGGCGCUGUGAGCAGGCUUGGGCCAGCUGGGGCCACUGUGCAAAGGGGGUGGGGGUUGCUCCCUCUGGUCCUGGCUGGGCACCCAUGUGCUGGGAGGAGGGACUUCUCUGCGGUCCCUGGGAUGCUGGACCCCAUACAUGGGCUCCGUGGUGCCCAGGAGCAGGGCCCACCCACUGGGGGGGAGGGGCUCUUUGGGGCUCCUUCUGUGGGUGGAGCCUUUUGCUCAGGACCCUGGGGUGGGGGAAGGAGGGGCCUGGGUCCCCCCAGCGCGUGCAGGUGCAGGCGGGGCCUCUUCCUGUGGCUUCCUUGCCAUGUCUCCCACUCGCCCCAUCCCGUGGUCCCCCCAGCAGGCUGGCAACCCACAUGGCAGAUGCAGGGCCCACACUCCAGAGGUUAAAGUGCAGCUGUUCAAGUCCACAGAUCUGGGCCGGCACAGCCUCCUGUACCUGGAGGAGAUUGGCCACGGCUGGUUUGGGAAGGAGCGGUCCAGAGCCCAUUUUGCAGAUGACUACGUUGAGGCACAGAAACAGACGGCUUUGGCUGGAAGAGCAAGGCUGGGGGCAGAGCUUGGGGACGGUGGAGUCCGCCCACCUGGUGACGCCUGCCCCGCAGGUAUUCCUCGGGGAGGUGAACUCGGGCAUCAGUAGCACCCAGGUGGUGGUGAAGGAGCUGAAGGUGAGCGCCAGCGUGCAGGAGCAGAUGCAGUUCCUGGAGGAGGCGCAGCCCUACAGGGCCUUGCAGCACAGCAACCUGCUCCAGUGCCUGGCCCAGUGCGCCGAGGUGACGCCCUACCUGCUGGUGAUGGAGUUCUGCCCGAUGGGGGACCUCAAGGGCUACCUGCGGAGCUGUCGGGUGGCAGAGUCCAUGGCGCCCGACCCUCUGACCCUGCAGCGCAUGGCCUGUGAGGUGGCCUGUGGCGUCUUGCACCUGCAUCGCCACAACUACGUGCACAGUGACCUGGCUCUGAGGAACUGCCUGCUCACAGCCGACCUGACGGUGAAGAUCGGCGACUAUGGCUUGUCUCACGGCAAAUACAGGGAGGACUACUUUGUGACGGCUGACCAGCUGUGGGUGCCACUGCGCUGGAUCGCGCCUGAGCUGGUGGACGAGGUGCACUGCAACCUGCUGGUGGUGGACCAGACCAAGGCCAGCAACGUGUGGUCCCUGGGCGUGACCAUCUGGGAGCUCUUCGAGCUGGGAGCGCAGCCCUAUCCGCACCACUCCGACCGGCAGGUGCUGGCCUAUGCGGUCCGGGAGCAGCAGCUCAAGCUGCCCAAGCCCCAGCUGCAGCUGACCCUCUCUGACCGCUGGUAUGAGGUGAUGCAGUUCUGCUGGCUUCAGCCUGAGCAGCGGCCGACGGCCGAGGAGGUGCACCUGCUGCUGUCCUACCUGUGUGCCAAGGGUGCCACCGAGGCAGAGGAGGAGUUUGAGCGGCGCUGGCGCUCACUGCGGCCUGGCGGGGGCGGCGCGGGCCCCGGGCUGGGGGCGGCAGGCCUGGCACUGGGGGGCAUGGGCGAGCUUGCGGCCACCUCAUCCUUCCCACUGCUGGAGCAGUUUGCUGGCGACAGCUUCCACACGGAUGGUGACGACGUGCUGACGGUGACUGAGACGAGCCGUGGCCUCAACUUCGAGUACAAGUGGGAAGCCGGCCGCGGCUCCGAUGCCUUCCCGCCACCUGAGGGCGCACUGAGCCCGGGCAGAGACGCGCGUCUGCAGGAGCUCUGCGUCCCUGAUGGUGCUCCCCCAGGUGUGGUGCCGGUGCUCAGCGCUCACAGCCCCUCGGUGGGCAGCGAGUACUUCAUCCGCCUGGAAGACCCCGCGCCUGCCGCAGGCCACGACCCCGACUGUGCUGGCUGUGCCCCCAGCACCCUCGCUGCCACCCUGUGCCCCGACGGCAGUGACCAUGACGACGACUCUGACGGCAGCACGGCCGCCUCGCUGGUCAUGGAGCCACUGCUGGGCCACGUGCCGACCGCUGAUGGCCCCUGGGGCCACUGCGACUACCACCUAUGCAGGAGUCAUGCCCGUGACCUGCCUUGCACCUCACGCUCACCCUCGCCGGAGACCCCGAUGCUGGCGGAGCCCAGAGCAGAGGAUAUUGACUGGGGCGUGGGGGCAUUCUGCCCGCCCUUCUUUGAGGACCCGCUGGGCACAUCCCCCUCCGCAAGCUCCGGGGCCCAACCAUCCCCAGGUGGGGAAGAGCUGGGGGAGGCUGAGAUGCCCAGGGCUGCCCAGCACAGACACUGGAGCUCCAAUGUAUCUGCAAACAACAACAGCAGCAGCCGAGCACCAGAAUUCUGGGUCCCGGGCCUCUCAGGUUAUACGGACUGCUGCCCUGGUGUGAAGCAGGCCCUACAGACCGUCCCUGAGCUGGGCCAUCCUCUGAUCCCAGAGGACCCCAGAGAGCCUCUCCUUGGGCCAAAGGGGGCCUCCUCUGGUAAGGAGAUGGGCCGCUGCCUUGGCCUCCCCCAUCUGUAUCCUGCUGAGGGCCUGACACCUGCCCCGUGCCUGGUCACAUCCCCGUGGACAGAGGCAGCCAGAAGUGGUGGUGACAGCCCCCAGGCAGAGCCCAGGCUUGCAGAGGAGGCCGAGGGCUCUGCUGGACUCCAGCUGCCCCUUCCCUCCAUCCCAUCCCCAUCCCAAGAGGGAGCCCUGCUUCCUGCCGAGGAGGCCAGCACCCCGCCCACCCUGCCUGCUUCACCCACGCCCACUGGCAGCCCACAGCCUGCCACCGAGCCAGUCCAGGCCCUGGACAGCGACAGUGGCAGCAGCUCCCCUGAGCUGGAGGCACCAGGCAGUGAAGACGAAGACACGACUGAGGCCACUUCUGGUGUCUUCACUGACUUGUCCAGCGACGGCCCGCAGGCUGAGAAACUAGAUGUGACACCAGCCUUCCGCUCCCUACAGAAGCAGGUGGGGACCCCCGACUCCUUGGACUCCCUGGACAUCCCAUCCUCAGCCAGUGAUGGCGGCUCUGAGGUCUUCAGCCCAUUAGCUGUUGGCACCCCUGGCGGGCAGCCCCGAGCCCUGGACAGCGGCUAUGACACGGAGAACUAUGAGUCCCCUGAGUUUGUACUCAAGGAGGCCCACGAGCCCUGUGAGCCUGAGGCCUUUGAGGAGCUGGCCUCAGAGGGUGAGAGCCCCGGGCCAGAGACUAGUCUCUCCGCCUCCCUGGGUGGCCUCAGCGAGAAGAAUCCCUACCGCGACUCUGCUUACUUCUCAGACCUGGACACGGAGCCAGAGCCCCCCUUGGGCCCCAAGGAGAAGCAAGGAGGUGUCCCAGUCCCCGGGCCAGAGCCCGAUCUGGAGAGCCCUAAGAGCCCCAGGCUGCCGUCUGCACUGCCCUCCCCUGAGUUGGGGAUGCUUGGGGAGGCACAGGGCUCUGGCCCCAGGGAGGUGCCGCCACUUCCACUGCCUGAGGACUCUUCCCCAGAGCCAAGCGCCUGCCCCAGGGGCCCCAGGCUGGAGCCUCCCUGGCCCCAAGACCCAGCCCAGGUGCCACCCAUGCCCAGCCCCGGGCGCUCUAAGAUUUUCCUGCUGACUCCGGUCCGGACCAGCUCAGAAGGCCACCGCUCCGAGCUCCAGGAGACCCUGGGACUGCUGUCAGGGUCGGGCCUGCAGGAACGGACAGGGGGUCCAGGUGACCCCAGAACCCCACUCUGCCUGGCCCUGCCGGCAGUCCCCGCGGCUCCACAGGGGCGGCCAGAGGAGGAAGAGGACGACAGCGAAGACAGUGACGAGUCGGACGAGGAGCUCCGCUGCUACAGCAUCCAGGAGCCGAGCGAGGAGAGCGAGGAGGAGGCGCCGCCUGUGCCAGUGGUGGUGGCGGAGAGCCAGAGUGCGCGCAACCUGCGCAGCCUGCUCAAGAUGCCCAGCCUGCUGUCUGAGGCCUUCUGCGAGGACCUGGAGCGCAAGAAGAAAGCCGUGUCCUUCUUCGACAACGUCACCGUCUACCUCUUCGACCAGGAAAGCCCCACCCGGGAGCUCGGGGAGCCCUUCCCUGGCGCCAAGGAGUCGUCCCCCACGUUCCCGGUGGGCAGCCCGGGCUCCCCCAGCACCCCCGGCCGGCCUCGGUGGGCUGACCGCUCCCCCGACGGCCCGGCGGCCGAAGAGGGCGGAGGGUUCGAGUGGGACGAUGGCCUCCCGCCGACGCCGGCCCAGGAGCCUGCCCCGCGCGUCCCCGCUGCGCCCGCCAAGCCCAGCCCCUUCUCUCGCUUCACUGUCUCACCAGCGCCUGCAUCCCGCUUCUCCAUCACGCACGUCACCGACUCGGACUCCGGGUCCGUGGGAGGCACCAGGCUGGACACUGAGUACCCCCCACCCUGCUCUCUGACCUGCAGCAGCCUCUCCUGCCAGAACCUUCCCAGCCCCUGCUGGUCUGCCUCAUCCACCAGCCCCCCAUCUCAGAUCUAAUGGCUUGUCCAGAGAUGGUGGUGGUGGCUCAGGUGCCCACGUGGGGCCCUACUCAGGGGCCUUAGCUCACUCCUCCCUCCAAGCUCCACUCCUGUCAACCUCAGACCAGGUGGGCUCAUACCUGCCCAGUUGCCACCACCCCAUUCUGCUAGGCUUCCCUGAAAGCUCACUUCCACUAAGAUGCCCCUAGUUAUCUUGUCCCCCAGGCAGACCCAGCCCCUCCCUUGCGGCCCUUGGCAUGUGGCUGCAGCCUCUAGGGAAGGAUGUGCUGGUCUGUUUGUGUCACACAGUGUGUCCUUAAUGGAUAUCUGAACAAGCAGGCAGGUCACCAGGAGGCGAGUGUGUGACCCUGGUCCAGCCCAGUCCUGCUCGGGUCUGUUUUCCCACCUGUAAAAAGAGGACUCAGAGGGCUGACGUUGAGCUUUGUUGGGCCCGAUCCCUGGUGAUGUGGCGGGAAGGAUAAUCGUCUGGCUCCUACCUAGAUAGGCAGGCAGGCCUGCUGCAGCCCCAGCUGCUCAGUGGCCCGUAAGCCAGGGAUUGAGGCCAGGUGCAAGCCCUGGGCGAGGGGACUCUGGCUGUCCUUGGAGGGGAGGGUGCUCUCAGGAGUCCCUGUGGCCCCAGUGUCUCCCUAAACAUGUUUGCCAGGUCCUACAGCAGGUGCUGGGGGCAGCUGUAAAGAGGCCUGAGCCCCAGGCAGCCCCUGCUCGGAUCCCCUGCCGGUUCUCUUCCCGGCAGCAGCGAGGAUGGUGACCAAGAGUGGUGGGGACUUUCAUCCUGGCAGUGGUCAGCAGCAGCUUCCAAGCGCUUCAGUGCCCCAUGCAGCACCCUGGAGGAGCAGGGCAGGCGCUGGACAUAAGAGCAUCUGUGCACACCAGCCCUGUGCUGCCCUGGGGCAGGAUUUGUCCUGGACACUUGGGUUUGCUGCUAGGCCCUAGGGAUGCCCUACAGCCGCCGCCCUUCACCCUGAAGCUGCCCCCUCCCCCCGGCCCCCGCUGUCAAGACUGCUUGGCCUCUGAGGCCAGGGGCCCUCGCACGCCCUGCCCACAGGUUCCUGUGGUGUAUUACAGGCUGCUGUGUCCUCAGCCCAGGUGAGAGGGCAGGUACAGGCCUGCUAGGACGGCCUCUCCCUGCCCCCUUUGCCCCUUCUGCCGGUUCAGGGUUUGCUCAGUGCAAGAAGAGGACACCGGGCUCGUGUGUCCCUGCUCCAAGUCUGUGGCUGUUUCCCCUUCACUGAAUCAGUUAGACCGUAAGCUCUCCCUCCCCACAGGGUCUGGGCCGGCUCCUGCCUGGGUCCCACUGGAGCCCUGCGAGGGGACUGAGGUGGGCAGCCCGAAAGAUGGGGGGCUUUCAGGUUGCAGUCCUGCUGCUUCAGCCCCUGUCUAGAGGUGCCUGUGGCUCCCCUCUGCAAGGUAGGGCCCAGCCCGGCCCAGCUGCCAAAGGAAAGUGGCGGCUGCCCCCCACGGUCAGUGUCAGGGGGUUCCUACUGCAGGGCUGGAGACAGUGGGAAGGGGUGGAGCUGGGAGGGAGGGUGGGGCAGGGCAGCACAGGGGGUAUUUUUGUAACGCUGUUGUCAGAACAGAUGGAAGAGGGAUGCUUUUAAGUUAUUGUUGCCAAAGAGACAUAAAAUUUAUUGUUGCUUUUGGGGUGGGGGUGGGGACUUGUUUUGAAUUUGUUGUUUGUUUAUUUGAGGCUUAUGAUGCUGGUACAAUGAUCGUCUUGUUCCUUUCUUGUCUGUUUUUUAAGAGAAAUCAAAGCUAAGGAAAAAAGC
Delphinapterus leucas (beluga whale) is the source of this 6288-nucleotide messenger RNA. The record is from RefSeq and is a predicted model, not a curated record. Lineage: Eukaryota; Metazoa; Chordata; Mammalia; Artiodactyla; Monodontidae.